CAGAGGAGCACUUAGCAGCUUAUUCAGUGUCCGAUUCGGAUUCCGGCAAGGAUCCAAGCAUGGAAUGCUGCCGUCGGGCAACUCCUGGCACACCGUUCCUCUUUCUGGCUUUCCUGCUCCUGAGCUCCAGGACGGCGCGCUCCGAGGAGGACCGGGACGGCCUGUGGGACGCCUGGGGCCCGUGGAGUGAAUGCUCGCGCACCUGCGGCGGGGGCGCCUCCUACUCCCUCAGGCGCUGCCUCAGCAGCAAGAGCUGUGAAGGAAGAAAUAUCCGAUAUAGAACAUGCAGUAAUGUGGACUGCCCACCAGAAGCAGGUGACUUCCGAGCUCAGCAGUGUUCAGCACAUAAUGAUGUCAAGCACCAUGGCCAGUUCUAUGAAUGGCUUCCUGUGUCUAAUGACCCUGACAACCCAUGUUCUCUCAAGUGCCAAGCCAAAGGAAUAGCCCUGGUUGUUGAACUAGCACCUAAGGUCUUGGAUGGUACUCGUUGCUACACAGAAUCUUUGGAUAUGUGCAUCAGUGGUUUAUGCCAAAUUGUUGGCUGUGAUCACCAGCUGGGAAGCACUGUCAAAGAAGAUAACUGUGGAGUCUGCAACGGAGAUGGGUCCACCUGCCGGCUGGUCCGAGGGCAGUAUAAAUCCCAGCUUUCUGCAACGAAAUUGGAUGAUAAUGUGGUUGCUAUUCCCUAUGGAAGUAGACAUGUUCGCCUUGUCUUAAAAGGACCUGAUCACUUAUAUCUGGAAACAAAAACCCUCCAGGGGGCUAAAGGUGAAAACAGCCUCAGCUCCACAGGCACCUUUCUUGUGGGUAAUUCCAGUGUGGACUUCCAGAAAUUUCCAGACAAAGAGGUACUGAGAAUGGCUGGACCACUCACGGCAGAUUUCAUUGUCAAGAUCCGUAACGUGGGGCCUACUGACAGUACCGUCCAGUUCAUCUUCUAUCAGCCUAUCAUUCAUCGAUGGAGGGAGACGGAUUUCUUUCCUUGUUCAGCAACCUGUGGAGGAGGUUACCAGCUGACAUCCGCUGAGUGUUACGAUCUGCGGAGCAACCGUGUGGUUGCUGAUCAGUACUGUCACUAUUACCCAGAGAAUGUCAAACCCAAGCCCAAACUUCAGGAGUGCAACUUGGAUCCUUGUCCGGCCAGUGACGGAUACAAGCAGAUCAUGCCUUAUGACCUCUACCAUCCCCUUCCUCGGUGGGAGGCCACCCCGUGGACCGCGUGCUCCUCCUCGUGUGGGGGGGGCGUCCAGAGCCGGGCAGUUUCCUGUGUGGAGGAGGACAUCCAGGGGCAUGUCACUUCAGUGGAAGAGUGGAAAUGCAUGUACACCCCUAAGAUGCCCAUCGUGCAACCCUGCAACAUUUUUGACUGUCCUAAAUGGCUGGCACAGGAGUGGUCUCCGUGCACAGUGACAUGUGGCCAGGGCCUCAGGUACCGUGUGGUCCUCUGCAUCGACCAUCGAGGAGUGCACACAGGAGGCUGUAGUUCCAAAACAAAGCCCCACAUCAAAGAGGAAUGCAUCAUACCCACUCCCUGCUAUAAACCCAAAGAGAAACUUCCUGUAGAGGCCAAGCUUCCAUGGUACAAACAAGCUCAAGAACUGGAAGAAGGAGCUGUUGUGUCAGAAGAGCCUUCGUUCAUCCCAGAGGCCUGGUCGGCCUGCACGGUUACCUGUGGCAUGGGAACCCAGGUGCGAAUAGUCAGGUGCCAGGUGCUCCUGUCUUUCUCCCAGUCCGUGGCAGAUCUGCCUGUUGACGAAUGCGAAGGGCCUAAGCCGGCGUCCCAGCGUGCCUGUUACGCAGGACCGUGCAAUGGGGAAAUUCCUGAGUUAAACCCGGAAGAGGCAGAUGGUCUCCUCGGCGGCCUGCAGGACUUUGACGAGCUGUACGACUGGGAGUACGAGGGCUUCACCAAGUGCUCCGAAUCAUGUGGAGGAGGUGUCCAGGAGGCUGUGGUGAGCUGCCUGAACAAACAGACACGGGAGCCUGCUGAUGAGAGCCUGUGUGUGACCAGCCGCCGGCCCCCACAGCUCCUCAAAUCCUGCAGUUUGGAUCCCUGCCCAGCAAGAUGGGAGAUUGGCAAGUGGAGUGCGUGUAGUGCAACCUGUGGGGUUGGCCUGCAGUCCAGAGACAUCUUCUGCUCCCACCUGCUUUCCAGAGAGAUGAAUGAAACUGUAAUCCUGGCUGAUGAAUUGUGUCACCAGCCCAAGCCCAGCACAGUGCAAGCUUGUAAUCGCUUCAACUGCCCUCCAGCCUGGUACCCUGCACAAUGGCAGCCGUGUUCUAGAACCUGUGGAGGGGGCAUUCAGAAACGUGAGGUUCUUUGCAAACAACGCAUGGCUGAUGGCAGCUUCCUGGAGCUCCUUGAGACCUUUUGUUCAGCCCCAAAACUGGUCUCCCAGCAGGCGUGCAAGAAAGAUGACUGUCCUAGCGAGUGGCUUCUCUCUGGCUGGACAGAGUGUUCCACGAGCUGUGGCGAGGGCACUCAGACUCGAAGCGCCAUUUGCCGGAAGGUGCUGAAAACCGGGCUUUCAACUAUUGUCAAUUCCACCCUGUGCCCACCCCUGCCUUUCUCGUCCUCAAUCAGACCUUGUAUGCUGGCAUCCUGUGCAGGGCCUGGGCGGCUGUCCACGAAACACAAUCCGCACAUUGCAGCCAUAAGGAAGAUAUACAUCCAGACCCGCCCGCAGAGGAAGCUGCACUUUGUAGUGGGGGGAUUUGCAUACUUGCUUCCCAAGACCUCCGUGUUGCUCCGGUGUCCCACGCGGAGGUUCCGCAAGCCCCUCAUCACCUGGGAAAAAGACGGCCAACACCUUAUCAGCUCGGCUCACGUCACGGUGGCCCCUUUUGGCUACCUAAAGAUCCAUCGCCUCAAGCCGUCUGACGCAGGCAUCUACUCCUGUUCUGCAGGCCCGAUCCGGGAACAAUUUGUGAUUAAGCUUAUUGGAGGCAACCAGAAGCUUAGGCCCUUGAGCCUGAGAAGUGAGGAAGAAGCCGUCACAGUAAGGAAACUCAGCUCAAACGAGGCCCUGCAGGCCCACAAACACCAGAAUGGAAUCUUUUCUAAUGGCAGCAAGGCUGAGAAGCGGGGUCUCACUCUUGACCCAGGGAGCCGCUAUGAUGACAUUGUCUCACGGCUGCUGGAGCAGGGGGGCUGGCCUGGAGAGCUCAUUGCCUCGUGGGAGGUCCAGGAUUCCACCGAAAGGAACACAUCCUCAGAAGAGGAUCAGAAUGCUGAGCAGGCCCUUCUGCACCUUCCCUUCACCAUGGUGACUGAGCAAAAGCGCCUGGACGACAUCCUCAGGAACCUCUCCCAGCAGCCCGAGGAGCUUCGCGACAUCUACAGCAAGCAUCUGGUGGCCCAGCUGGCCCAGGAGAUCUUCCGCAGCCACCUGGAGCCCCAGGAGGACGAACUGCUCAAGCCCUCCGAGCGCAGAAUCUCCCCUGUGGCGAUCUCUCCUCACAAACACGUGUCUGGCUUCAGCAGCUCCCUCCGAACUACCUCCUCCGGGGAGGCCAGAGGCAGCUCUCACCGGCCACACCGCAAGCCUGCCAUCUUGCGGAAGAUCUCAGCUGCCCAGCAACUCUCAGCCUCUGAGGUGGUCACCCACCUCGGACAGACUGUGGCCCUGGCCAGUGGGACACUGAGUGUGCUUCUGCACUGUGAGGCCGUAGGCAACCCAAGGCCCACCAUCAGCUGGGUCAGGAAUGGAGAAGAGGUUCAGUUCAAUGACAGGAUUCUCCUACAGCCAGAUGAUUCCUUACAGAUCCUGGCCCCAGUGGAAGCUGAUGUGGGUUUCUACACUUGCAAUGCCACAAAUGCCCUAGGACACGACUCUGUCUCCAUUGCUGUCACAUUAGCAGGAAAGCCUCUGGUGAAAACGUCACGAUCAACUGUGAUCAACACAGAGGAACCUGCAAUCACUGUUGAUAUAGGAAGCACCAUCAAAACAGUGAGGGGGGUGAAUGUGACAAUCAACUGCCAAGUUGCAGGUGUGCCUGAAGCUGAAGUCACUUGGUUCAGGAACAAAAGCAACCCAGCCUCCCCUCACCAUCUGCAUGAGGGCUCCUUGCUGCUCACAAAUGUGUCCUCCUCAGACCAGGGCCUGUACUCCUGCCGGGCAGCCAAUCUUCACGGAGAACUGACUGAGAACAGCCAGCUGCUGAUCCUGGAUCCCCCCCAAGUCCCCACGCAGUUGGAAGACAUCAGGGCCUUGCUUUCAGCCACUGGACCAAACCUUCCUUCAGUGCUGACAUCUCCUCUGGGAACGCAGCUGGUCCUCGAUCCUGGGAAUUCCGCUCUCCUCAGCUGUCCCAUAAAAGGUCACCCUGCCCCCAAUAUCACCUGGUUCCAUGAUGGUCAGCCAAUUGCCACUGCCACAGGACUGACGCAUCGUAUCCUGGCUGCUGGACAGAUUCUGCAGGUUGCGAAUCUUAGUGGCGGGUCUCAGGGGGAAUUCAGCUGUCUUGCUCAGAACGAGGCAGGCAUGCUGGUGCAGAAGGCAUCCCUGGUGAUCCAAGAUUACUGGUGGUCCGUGGACACACUUGUGACCUGCUCGGCCUCCUGCGGUCACAGGGGGGUGCAGCAGCCCCGCCUGAGGUGUCUACUGAACAACACAGAAGUGAGCCCCACUCACUGUGCCGGGAAGGCUCGCCCUGCCGUGCAGCCCGUCGCCUGCAACCGCAGAGACUGCCCUUCUCGGUGGAUGGUGACUUCCUGGUCUGCCUGUACCCGGAGCUGUGGGGGAGGCGUCCAGACCCGCCGGGUGACCUGUCAGAAGCUGAAAGCCUCUGGGGUCUCCACUCCCGUGUCCAAUGACAUGUGCACCCUGUUCGCCAAACGGCCUGUGGACACCCAGGCCUGUAACCAACAGCUCUGUGUGGAGUGGGCCUUUUCCAGCUGGGGCCAGUGCAAUGGGCCUUGCAUCGGACCUCACUUAGCUGUGCAACACAGGCAGGUUUUCUGCCAGACACGGGAUGGCAUCACCUUACCAUUGGAGCAGUGCAGCACCCUUCCAAGGCCCGUGAGCACCCAGAACUGCUGGUCAGAGGUCUGCAGCGUACACUGGAGGGUCAGCCUGUGGACCCUGUGCACGGCAACCUGCGGCAACUACGGCUUCCAGUCCCGCCGUGUGGAGUGUGUGCACGCCCGCACCAGCAAGGCCGUGCCUGAGCACCUGUGCUCCUGGGGGCCCCGGCCUGCCAACUGGCAGCGCUGCAACAUCACUCCAUGUGAAAACAUGGAGUGCAGAGACACUACCAGGUACUGCGAGAAGGUGAAACAGCUGAAGCUCUGCCAACUCAGCCAGUUCAAAUCUCGCUGCUGUGGAACUUGUGGCAAAGUGUGAAGACAGGGUAACGGGGAAGUCGUCUAUCCUGGCCACACGAGGACUCAUGCAUCCACCUUGGACAGAACUGAAGCUUUCUUUAUUUAUUUAUUUCCCCCUCCCCACCCCCACCUUCCACACACACCUUCCAUCUCCACUCCCAGUCACAAGGACUUCGGCAAGUUUUCUGAAAGCUGUAGGACAGAAUGUUGGGAAAGAGAAGGAUGGAGGUCAAAAGGAGGUGGCAGACCCAAACCUGGGUCCCAAAGAGACUUAGGAAGCAGUAGGCUAAGCCCCAGGGAAUCAGAGCCAGCAGUAGAGACAGGCAGACAGGGAGGGGGCUGAAGGCGGAGGGUUUGUGAGGUAUUGGUAGACAUGUUGGACAACCAGCUGUGUCUUUCCCGGAGUGUGCUGCUCCUUUGUCUCCUCCUCUGCCCUUUCAGUCAUGGGGAGGCCCCUGUGCUGGGGCAGAGACCAGCUCAGAAUUCAGUUCUUCUGGUGGGGCCAACAUGGAGAUGUAGGGGUGGAGACAACUGAAGUAGGCCUGAAGCACACCAUGAUGCAGAAAACCAAGUAAGGAGAGAAGGGGGCAGAAGCAGAACAGAAACCUGUGUGGGGUCACCAGUGAGAAAGUAGAGGCAGACAGGACAGAAGUGAGCCCGCAGGAGGGGCCUCAGGCAGCCUCAAGAAUCUUGGGUGACAGGCUCCAAAGCCCCCAGGGCUGGGGCAUGCCCAGAGCCCACUCCCUGUGCUGCCUGUGUGAAUUUUCUGCCCACUCACUUGCCACAAAGCCAGCACCAAGGUCCAGCUAUGACUGGAAGUAAGGGCCUGGCAUCUAUCUAAAUCAGGAAUUCCCCAGCCCUGAACUAACUGCUGCUCUGGGCAAAAGGCAUUUUGAACAUGAGUAAGCCAGGCUUUCUACCUCCAACAUCUUUGCUGGGGAUAGGGGUCAGUUUGUCAAAAGUCAGUCCAUUAACACAUCCAUUUGCCAAAGCACCCCUCGGGCUGCAGCAACCCCUUCAUUCCAGAGCUGGGCAGAGCAGGGGGGACAGUGGGCCCCACCAUCCCUGGCACCUGGGGCUCCUCCCAAGCACAGCACGAGCGCUGGCUGUGGGUGUGUACCCCGUACCCCAGGUUGGGCCCAGGGGAACGGGAGCUGUAGCAAAGGUGAAGAAAAACAAAUUCUUCCAAAACAGUCUUCAAAUGCUUUUUAACCCACCCCACACACAAUAAAUUGCUAUAAACGUGAUAUAAUUAAUAUGCAUCAGUUUUUGUUGAUCCACUAAUUCAGCAGACAAAGCAGCAUACACGCUUCAUUCACCAAGACUAACAAUAUUGGAUGAUUUGGCAAAUAGUUCAUUCAGCCAAGCAGCUUUGGGCCUUCCCCAAAGUGCCCACAGUUUACUAGCCAAGUUGGGAAAGGGCAGCCGGAGUCACUCACCCCGAAGAUAAUCCACCCCCUCACAUCCACACGCCCCCAAAGCCACCACUGACAUCAAGGCUGUAUUUUUCAGCCAGCAUAGAAGUAAAUUUGGGGGUGGGAGGGAGACAAUAGUGAGCUGUGAAGUUAGGGUGUGUGUGUCUCUCUGUUCCUCCCCACAAAAAUGGGCUCCAAGAAAUCACGUUACUAAAAAUUAGUGUAAUGUUUAUUUAAAAUAAAAGAGAAUGUUUUCUAUGUAUAUCUUUUGUGAAUAUUUAUUAGGAUUUCUUGUAUAAAAAGUGCAAUAUUAUUAAUUGUACAGUGUCAUCCAGAAAAAAAAAAUAUUGGGGGGACUUUGUAUUAACUUCCUGCAGUUAUGGUUCCUGUAAACUCAAUGGUGAUUAUUGUAUUUUUUCCCUAUUUUAAAUAGAACCUGGUGUUUAACUUUGGAUCUAUUCACUGUAUACAGAAUAUAUUUGUAAAAGCUAAUGUGGGAUGAUGGGGCAAUGAGAGUGAAUUAAUUCAUCAUAUAAUAGUUAUGCAUGGAAUGAAGGUGACAAAUUCCAUACUACUACUAAUGCGGUUGAUUAUUUCUAGUUCAAUAGCUAUUGAAAAGCAGUGGACAAUAUUUACAUUUCUUAAAUAUCAGGCAGCCUCCAGCUAGGCCACCUGUCAGGUUGGAGCAGGUGGAAGCGAGUUUCCAUACGGGCUAGAGAACCUCGGUUUGGGGAGAAAGCAGUGUGCUCCUUGCAUGAGAUGAAUGUCAUUUAAUGUUUGUUCUGUGAAUUGUGACUCAGCAGCACCACAAGAUUUUUAGGGUUGCUGACUAAUGUGGAAGGAGGCACUUCCUCCUCUAAAACACAAACCUGUAUUUAUAUUUUUUGUAAAAUAAUACAGCUUAUUUAUUUAAA
Messenger RNA from Choloepus didactylus (southern two-toed sloth), 7655 nucleotides. RefSeq names its product ADAMTS like 1 (gene ADAMTSL1). Gene Ontology annotation, molecular function: metalloendopeptidase activity. The record is from RefSeq and is a predicted model, not a curated record. The transcript has 29 exons. NCBI's taxonomy places the organism in Eukaryota, Metazoa, Chordata, Mammalia, Pilosa, Megalonychidae. Gene Ontology annotation, cellular component: extracellular matrix. Gene Ontology annotation, biological process: extracellular matrix organization. The coding region runs from base 60 to 5345 and encodes 1761 amino acids.